CCGUUCCCUCGCCGGUGUCCUUUUCAUGUUAGGUUUCCCUGAGCCUCUGACAUAGGUAUGUUUUUACUAUACGUUAUACGCUUUUUAGUGAAAGUCUACCCAGUUACAACAACUGUAUUUGUCUCCUGAAUACUCUAGAGAAGUGCUUAGUAGAUUUCUAGGUAGCUCGCUAACUAGUUAGUAACGUUAGCAAGGAGGCAAGAAUUGGGAGAUACGGGGCAACAAGAGGAGGAGUCCUGUUUUGGAAGAGCUGAUGCCAUGGCCAUAGCCGAGGCAUGGGAGUGACGUGACAGCGCUGGUCCUGCAUCCAAAAAAAACACCUUACCAGCAUCAUGUUUUUUCUGCUGAACUAGAGGCAGAACGCACAGAGAAUGGACGAAUCAGUAUUGUUGGAUUUGCUUGAGUGCCCUGUUUGUCUGGAGCGGCUGGAUGCCUCGGCGAAGGUUCUUCCCUGUCAGCACACCUUCUGCCGUCGAUGCCUCCAAGGCAUCCUAGGCUCUCGCGGAGAGCUGCGAUGCCCUGAGUGCCGGACGUUGGUGGAGUGUGCUGUGGAUGAGCUCCCCAGCAACAUCCUCCUUGUGCGCCUGCUGGAUGGGAUCAAGCAAAGGCCUCGAAGGGCUGGUCCUGGGGCAGGAGUCUGCACAAAUGGUACGUCUGGAGCAGUGGCCCGAGCGCACAGCAGUGGUACCAGGGACCAGGGUACACCAGGAGCACAACCCCAGCGAGCUCAGGCCAAGAGCACCCUUGUCCGGGGCAUACCCCAGCUCCCGUGUGCCAAGGCGCUCUACAACUACGACGGCAAGGAACCAGGAGACCUCAAGUUCAGCAAGGGCGACAUCAUCAUCCUGCGCCGACAAGUGGACGAGAACUGGUACCACGGUGAGAUGGGCGGAGUCCAUGGCUUCUUCCCCACCAACUUCGUCCAGGUUAUCAAGCCGCUGCCACAACCGCCACCUCAGUGCAAAGCCCUCUAUGACUUUGAGCUGAAAGACAAGGAGGCAGACAAGGACUGCCUGCCCUUCUCUAAGGACGAUAUCCUGACUGUGAUCCGCCGAGUGGAUGAAAACUGGGCAGAGGGAAUGCUGGGAGAUAAAAUUGGAAUUUUUCCCAUCUCAUACGUCGAGUUCAACUUGGCAGCUCGUCAGCUUAUAGAGUUGGACAAGCCGUCAGACUCCAGCGGAGACUCUGGCGAGGGGGCCUCCUCAGGGCCCCAGAGCAAUGGUGCCCAGCGGGCAGGGGAGAAGAAGAACAGCAAGAAGCGACAUUCCUUCACCUCUCUCACCAUGUCCCACAAACCCGUGCUAGCUCCUCCUCCCCAGCGGCACUCCAUGGAGAUUAGCGGCCCGGUCCUCAUCAGCUCCAGCAACCCCACAGCGGCUGCUAGAAUCGGGGAGAUCAGUGGGGGGCUUUCCUGCAGCGCACCUUCACAGGUACACAUUUGCACAACUGGACUAAUCGUGACCCCUCCCCCGAGUAGUCCUGUUACUACAGCAACGGUCUUCACAUUUCCCUCGGAGACGAGCUACACGCCCAUCCCUGUGGAUGCUCUCCCACCACCCCCUCCUCCUCCCCCGCAGUCCUCUGUCUGCGGAGCAGCGUAUUCAUUGGCCGCCGGACAGAGACCCUCCCCCAGCAUAAGCGACCAAAGUGGGAGACAAAGACCCACAGUCUAUGUGGCGAUGUUCCCAUAUACUCCCCGUAAGGAGGAUGAGCUGGAGCUGAGGAAGGGAGAGAUGUUUCUGGUGCUGGAACGUUGUCAGGAUGGCUGGUUCAAGGGCACCUCCAUGCACACCGGCAAGAUUGGAGUCUUCCCUGGGAACUACAUGAGUCCAGUCAGCAGGACAGUGUCAGGAAGCACGCAGGCCAAAGUGCCCUUGAGUCUGUGCACUCAGGCUGGCAGGGGGGUCACAAUCGUCAGCCCCUCUUCUGCUCCACUCGGGGCCAUUGUUGCAGGGCCCGACUUCAACAAACCCCUCGCAGUGUGCUCCGGCUCUGUAUCUGCCAGCUCCCAACCUGCAGCUGUGGUCACAGCAGCUCAAACGGCUACGGGCCAGCAGCCAAAAGUCCCACUGCACGUCAGCUCACAGAUGACUGUGAACCAGGCCCGCAAUGCAGUCAGGACAGCUGCAUGUCACAGUCAGGACCGGCCCACAGCAGCAGUGACACCCAUCCAGUCUGCCACACCGGUGACCUAUCUCCCACACCUUGCAGUGUGCCCACAGCCCCCCUCUUGUCCCGCCCAAGGCUGUACCCGGGGUGGAGUGGCAAUGGGCUGUGCCGCUGCAUCCCUGACCCCACCCAAUGUCAGCGCAGCAUCCCUGGAGGGUGACGCUUUGAGACCAGUACCUGUCCUCACUGUGCCUCUCGGUGCUGGAAACAGCUCUGCUCUGAAUCCCGUCACUAACAACGCAGCUCUCGCCUGCAGAUUGGACGUCAAGAGAGAAAAGAAAAGUCUUCUCAAGCUUCUGUCCUCCAAUAAGAAGAAGUCUCGUCCUUCACCCCCCUCCUCUCCCACCCUUGAGGCAGAACAGGCUGCUGCUGCUGGAGAGGCGCUACAAGGUGCCGUGGGGCCCGACACCUCCCCUCCCUCUGGCUCUGUCAACUGCGUGGAGCCCGAACCUUCUAACGCUGUUGCCUCUGCCUCGUCAUCCUCCUCCUCAGCCUCAGACUCCUCCCAUCGUAAGAGCACUCCACUUGACGGAUGCGCUCCUAUCGCUCCUCCUCCUCGUCAGCCGUGCUCCUCUCUUUUAUCUCAGCAACAUGACGCACGGCCCAUCAUAUGUGAGAGGUACAGGGUGGUGGUAUCAUAUCCUCCCCAGAGCGAGGCUGAGCUGGAACUCAAGGAGGGCGACAUUGUGUUUGUUCACAGGAAGAGGGAAGACGGCUGGUUCAAAGGCACGCUGCAGAGGAACGGCAGGACCGGACUGUUCCCCGGCAGCUUUGUAGACAGCAUUUAACACAUACACACACACACACACACACACACACACACACAGCAGAGCGAUCACAACCACCACCAUGACCCAGCUGACUGCUGCUAGCCACCGUACAAACCAAACACAUCAGCACAAAUGGCAAGGUUGCUGGGGACAGAUGGACGUUUCUCAGAGCCGGCUGCAGCUCUUGUAACUGAAAAAAGAACAGUGGCACAUGAGAGAGAGAGAGAGAGAGAGAGAGAGAGAAGAACAGGACAUGUCAGUGAAAGCACAGUGGACAGAGUUAGACGAGAGCACACGACUCAUGAACUUUUCCUUUUUUGUUGGUUAUUUAUAUCUUUGUAACAAUUCAACUGUUAAAUGUGUGCCUUGUACUGUUCCUCACUUUAUUGUACAUACGGACACAAAGAUGAUUAGUCCUAAAACAACCAGUAUGAACUGUUGAUAUAGAUAUGUUACACAUUUUUAACUUAUUUCAUAGAUUGGCCUUUUUUUUUUUUUUUUGUAGUGCAGCACAUUAAUGGGUUAAGCUGGCACACGCCUUAUGCCAUAUUCUACCACAUCAAAUAUACUUUUUUACCUUAGACUGCUGAUUUUUCUCUUUUUUUCAUCAUUUCAAACUGUCAGCAGAUAAGAGAAGGUAAAUCAGAUUCAGCAGGGCAGAACAAAUUAGCAGUGUCAUCAUCACUUGUGCUGUAUAGUAGGAAAAAAGGACACUUACCCCCCCUCCCCCCAGCUCCGAAGGCAUUACCUUAAACCUGAGAGAUCUGCCGUAUUGCACAUGUGAAAGUUGCACAUCGCUGAAUAUUCCUGCGGGGUCGCUCACAGGCCUCCGGAUUGUUUUCUCCCGGCACGGCUGAGGCUGAAGUGCGAAGGACUCGUUACCCGCGGCGAUCAAAUAUUUGCAUGUGAUUAGCAAAGCCAUGGGUGAGAGACGAAGUGGCGAUAGAUGUGUUGCACGAUUGUUUGGUUCUGCCUUCUUUUCUUUUUUUUAAUACAUGAAAGAAAAAAAAAACACUCCAGAAUAGACAUUGCAGUCAAAUAUUGCUUACUUUGUACCUUCUUUGUAUUUACUGACCAAGAGUAGCUGCUCUCCUACCCCCCCCCCCCCCCCCUCAUCGGCAACAGCCAAUCCCAGACGUAGCUCUACAUCACAAGAGCGACAUAACAUUUCAGUAUCGGCAUUGCAACAGGUUCUUUUUUCAGUGUAUAUUUAUGUUUGUUACAAAUUCCACAGAGGCUGAGACCUGCUGCUCUUAAAGAGUCUGUCAUAUAAACUUAACGCAGUAAGGCACACAGGAUACAGUCACCCUUUCAAACAGGUUCUCAACUUUUCUAUAUUAUUAAAACUCAUUCCUAAUGUGACUCGUGGCAAUAAAACACAGCUAGCUAAAACACAGAAUGUAACUUAUCAUCAUGUCACUCCAUGGGAAGAGGCGUGUGGUGUAAUUCUGUGAAAUCUCAAAAAGUUUUUUUUUUCUUUAAAUAGAAAUCAAUCACUUUGACCCCCUUGAUUUUUCCUUAUUUUUGUGGUUGGGUUUUUUUUUUUUGUUGUACAUUACGUCUAUACAAAGUUUUUAAUGUAAAGUGUUGUAUUGACUUGAAUUACUGUAAGAUGUCUUUGUGAUUGGAGGGGAUUCGGGGGGUUGUUUUUGGUGCUUGUUGAACAUAAAAAAAGACUGAGCAGUUUUACAAUGAGAAUGAAAAGUAGUCAAAUCAAAUAUGUCAAUACACAACUCCUCUUUUCCUUAUGUGUUCAAAAAAAUACACUUGGGUAAAGAAAUGAAAUUCUACAGAGUAAAGGUAAUAUGAGGUAACAUUUUAGACUGCCCCCUCCUGCCUUGGUGGACCCUAUAACAGUUAAUGUAAUGUGACUUGUAUAUCUGAACUUAAACAAGUCCCAUGAUGUCUGAAGGGGGGGUAUUUAAACACUUAAUCACUUAAAUCGUGCCAAAUUUGAUAUUUGGCUCAGAUAAUGAAUUUACUGACUGAAUUGGACCCAGAGUUUCAAGUUGUUUUUUUCUAUAUUGUGUUUUGUUGUUAAUUGAGGGGGACCACUGUGUAACUGACUGCUGGAAUAUGUUGUAGAUUGUUUGAAAAUUUGAAGAGCGUGUUGGAAAAAAAAAAUGAUGGUACAAAUCACUGUUAGGGCCUUUUUUUUUUGUUUGUUUUUUCUGAAUUGGUACUUAUGUAGAACUAACCUGAUGUUGCAUCGUUGUCUUGGCAAUCACCACACCAACCUCAGGCUCUAAGCUGAAAUCUUCCUCUUGAGUGUCUUUUCAUUUCACUGGUAAGCCUUUAAUACACACAUCGAACUUACUACAACACACACACUUUAUCAUGACAUAUGCACUAUCAUAACGACUCUAAUCAUACUGACUUCAUGCAUAUGCUGCACAGUUUCAGACUCAAAAAACAUGAAGCAUUUCUUUCGGUAGUUAAUUGAAUUUCAUGUAUCGGAACACAUGGCGAUUUAAGCUCGCUUGAUUUUAACUUAACAGAUGCCAAGGUGACUUACUUGAUUUUUUUUUAUUUUUAUUUUGUAGUUAGUCUGUAUGUCUGAAAAUGGUGAAACUGAAAUCAAUCUAUUUGGCACAAGUGUAUUAUGUGAAAAAUAUUCUGAAGUAUUUGAGGGAAUAGCACAUUUUGUAAAAGUCUCUAUAACAAA
Molecule: messenger RNA, 5604 nt
Organism: Scomber japonicus (chub mackerel)
Lineage: Eukaryota; Metazoa; Chordata; Actinopteri; Scombriformes; Scombridae
Gene: sh3rf1
Product: SH3 domain containing ring finger 1
Exons: 12
Coding region: 372-2957 (861 amino acids)
Molecular function (GO): protein binding
Source: RefSeq, a predicted model, not a curated record